CUUCCCUUCGAGUGAGAAAAAAAAGUCCACCAUAGCAAUCAGGUGUUGAAACGUUUCGCCUGUUGAGUUGGACGACGUAACCGGUCACUUUUGACGCUUUCUCGUGUCUUGUUGUACAUCUUACUUUAAUCCUCCGGGUGAUAUUUUACCAGAUUGUGGAAUUGAAGGCGCUCUUUUAUCUACGCUGUGAAGGUUCGAGAGGCGGCGGCGGCGGCGGCAUCCGCUCGCUAUACACCAGAAGACCAAAGUAACAUUUACUUUGACUGCUGCUCUGUCUGGAGAGCAUGUUGACCUUCAGGACCCUCACAAAGGCCCAGAAUGAGACCACCGAGCUGCAGACACUGAGCGGAGGUGCAGGGAGCCGAGGAGGCCUGGAUCAAUAGGAGGUUAUGUGAGGCGUGUGUGGAGCUGACCGCCGGAGAACUGCUUGCUCUUCAUGUCCGCUGUAGCUGGGAGAUACUAAUGGACCCUGAAACAAAAGAACUUAUUUAGUUAGUUAACAAGCUGUGGGACAAGCGAAAUCUCCAAGUAUGAAACUAGUCCAACAGAAAACUGCACAUCUUCUGCAGUGAAAAUGCCCCCCGUGGCCCGAGGUCCCAAUACAAAGCGGCCCCAGACGUUGAUGACCUCAUAAACUCUGUUCCAGGCUGAAGUCGUAGAAACGCUGACACCGCUGUCGCCACAGAACCAGAACUUUCUAGAGGGGUGCGAUUCUCCGAGACGACCAUGAACGACCUGGCACAGAUGUCCGUGAAGUGCGUCCUGGUCGGGGACAGCGCCGUGGGCAAGACCGCCCUGCUGGUCCGCUUCACGUCCGAGACCUUCCCCGACACCUACAAGCCCACGGUGUUCGACAACACGGGGGUGGAGGUAUACAUGGACGGGGUCCAGAUCGACCUGGGCCUGUGGGACACGGCGGGCCACGACAACUUCCGGCAGAUCCGGCCCAGGUCGUACCAGCAGGCCGACAUCGUGCUCAUCUGCUACUCCGUGGCCAACCGCAACUCGCUGGCCAGCGUCCAGCACAAGUGGAUCGCCGAGGUCCGGGAGAACCUGCCCAGGGUGCCGGUGCUGGUGGUGGCCACGCAGACGGACCUGCGGGAGUCGGGGGCGCACCGCAGCACCUGCAUCUCGCCGGCCGAGGGCACACGGGUCGCCCGCGACAUCCACGCCAAGGGCUACCUGGAGUGCUCGUCGCUGGGGAACCGGGGCGUGCAGCAGGUGUUCGAGUACGCCGUGCGCACGGCGGUCAAGCAGAGCAGGAAGCGGGCCAGGAGGAGCGCGUUCAGCAUCAACCAGUGCAAGGUGUUCUGACCGCGGGGCGCGGGGACGGCCCGAGGACGCGUUGCUCAUUCAAACUCAGCCGGGACUGGAAGCACAGGAAAGCGAAGUAGGGCUUCUCGUAUGUUUUCACUGUCACUAACGGGGGUUCCUGCUCCAGAACCGCAGGACUUUACGUGGACGCUGUGCGAACGGGCAACGAAGAUAUAAAAAGAGAUACUAAUGUAUGUUGAGUAUAUGGAUGAUUAAACCUUUUUAAAACUUUUUUAAAAUGAUAAAAAAAACAUCUUAUGGUGUUAAAAGAAAAUCAGUACAAAAUAAAAACAAUAUAGAUGCCACAUAUUAGUGGUUAUUCUGUUUUUUAUUAUUUUUUUUAACAUAAAAAACAUGAAUCUUAAAAUCUGACAGUAACGUCAACAAACAACGAAUUUCUUUUCCUUUGUCUAAACUGUGCCUUAAAUGUUUUAAUGUUUACAUUUACCCCUAACAAACAAUGUAAUGAACACAAAAGGAUGGUAAAACAAAGUAUCAGUAAUAAUUUUCUCCGAGCUUCUUAUUUCCCAUUGUUAGCCGUUAUCGCCGUUCAAGCCUGUCAGUGUAGUUUACCUUUGAUUUAAAAAAAGUUGGGGUUACUGUUAAUAAUUUUAAAUGUGGACUCAUUCUCAAAGCGUAAGAAUCAUUUACACAAUUUAGAAUUUAUACACUUUGUCGUGCUAUGAGCUACUUGGUUUAAAUGAGCUUUAUUUCUUUGACUAGUUUCAAACUGGAUUCUUGUUUGUACUGUGUUUUGUACUAAAUAUCAUAUCUUGUACAUAUUUAUAGGAUGUUUUAUCAUAAGCACAGUACACACAGCUACAGGUACAGUUUUGGUCAGUGAACUAUAUGUAUUGUAUAGUUAUUAUUUAAAGUGUGGACUCUUACAGCGUCUGAUUCUCAUGGAGUCACAUCACAUUAUUGACCUUCAUAAUUAAAGAAUAAUUUUAGAAUUAC
Betta splendens (Siamese fighting fish) is the source of this 2271-nucleotide messenger RNA. It is a transcript of the gene rhoh, whose product is annotated as ras homolog family member H. Gene Ontology annotation, molecular function: GTPase activity; GTP binding. The coding region runs from base 727 to 1314 and encodes 195 amino acids. The transcript has 2 exons. Gene Ontology annotation, biological process: small GTPase-mediated signal transduction. Lineage: Eukaryota; Metazoa; Chordata; Actinopteri; Anabantiformes; Osphronemidae. The record is from RefSeq and is a predicted model, not a curated record.